Molecule: messenger RNA, 1233 nt
Organism: Oikopleura dioica
Lineage: Eukaryota; Metazoa; Chordata; Appendicularia; Copelata; Oikopleuridae
Source: the annotation of a GenBank genome assembly
AUGCCGACGGAAAGAUGGCUGUUUGAGUACCCGAGAUGUUUGGAUGGAACUUGUGGCCAAAAAGGAAAAGAUUUGGUUGAAUUCGAGCAGCGAGGAUGUGUCAACAAAAACGGUGUUCCUCUGAUGAAGGACAGUGGAUCUCUCAGCUACCCUCUACUUGACAAGGACGGCAAUCGAUCGAACUACCAGAGACGAGACAGUUGCAUCUGGCAAAUCACCGCAGCAACUCCAGGAAAAUGGCUCAAACUAAGAGUUACCUACUUGGACGUAGAAUACGACGCUCACUGUGGUCUCGAUCGCGUUCACAUUUUCAAAGGUGGAAUUCCAACAGGGGGAUUCACGGCACAACUCGUCAAGAAAAAUCCGACAAUGAGAGUGGGACGACUCUGUGGCGGCCGAAACCCAGACAAAAAUCGGGGAAAUGGUCCGAUGCGACACUGGAGAUCAUUUCACGACGCUUCGACAACACUGACUAAGUUCUACAGAAAAGGGCAAUGUCCGACAGAGAAAAAGAAGCGAAAAGGUAAGGUUGUAAAUGUUGAGAAAAAGUGCCUGCAAAAUGGAUUCGACAACUGGAUUGACCUGCAGACGAACUCGGUGACAAUCGCUUUCGACGCUGAUCAGAAGGAAGAGUACACAGGCUUUACCGUUGAAUGGACGACCGAAGACGCUCCUCACCCUCCACCACCACUCCCCACCGCCGAUAUCCCACUCAUCGAAGCUGAUAAAGUCCUUCUCAAGAAAAUUGCUGGCAACGCUCGUGGAAGUAGCUGGGGUCUCCUGAAACAAGUCAAAAUCGAAACCUCCUCUGGUACUAACCCCAAUGAAAUGCGUCAAAUUCGUCAACGGGCUUACAACUUGUGGCGGGAUCAUUCGAAUAGACGGGAGGAUAUUUUCAAAAAUUUGAAGCACGAAAAUUGUCUCCGAGAUUCGAAAACAGACAUGAUGCCAAAGUUCCUCGCAGACCAACUGCACGGAGAACUCAAUCGACCUUUCCAUCAAGAACAGCUCAAAAACACCCUCAAAAUCUACCAAAAAGUUCUUUACUGGAAGACAGAAUACUGCGCCAAAUAUCAAGACAACAAAUACGGCCUUUACAACCAGAUUGAGCGACUUAUUGGAACGAUAUACAAUUACGAAGAGAAGUAUCAACGAAAAGUCGACUACGAGGAGUUCUCAGCCUGGUUCAAGCAAAAAUGGGAUGAAGAAAAACAGCAACUCCAAGAAGCUUGA